CUGGGCUAUAAAAUUGUUGCCGCAAAACAUUCAUUCAAGAUAAGGGAAGGAGGGGAACAGAUAAAAAAAAAAGGAAAGAAAGAAUGAAGACAGUAGAUAUGUUUACUCAGUUAGGAUCUGUAAUUGCGAGUGUCAUGUUUUUUUGGGCUAUGUUCAAGCAAUAUUGUCCAUAUCAGUUGCAAAACUAUUUCGAGAAACACUCCAAAAGCGUCUUCACUUUUGUUUACCCUUUCAUUCAAAUUACGUUCAAUGAAUUCACUGGAGAUCGUUUCAUGCGGAGUGAAGCUUACUCUGCUAUCGAGAACUACCUUGGUUCUAGUUCAUCUAUGCAGGCUAAGCGGCUCAAGGCUGAUGUCGUCAAGAACAGCACCCAGUCCCUUGUUCUUAGCAUGGAUGACUUUGAAGAGGUUACUGACGAGUUCCAAGGAGUCAAACUACGGUGGGCUUCUGGGAAACAUAUUUCCAAGACACAACCAUUUUCUUUCUAUCCAGUAACGGAUGAGAGAAUGUACUACACGCUCACUUUCCAUAAAAGACACCGGAAUCUCAUACUCGGGACUUACUUGAGUCAUGUCUUGAAAGAGGGUGAUGCAAUCAAGGUGAAAAACCGGCAAAGGAAGCUUUACACUAAUAGUGGAUCAUGCUGGAGGCAUGUAGUGUUUGAGCAUCCGGCUAGUUUUGAGUCGAUUGCAAUGGAGGCUGAUAAGAAGAAGGAAAUCAUGGAUGAUCUCAUCACAUUCAGCCAGGCAGAAGAGUUCUAUGCAAGAAUUGGAAGGGCUUGGAAGCGGGGUUAUCUUCUUUAUGGCCCCCCAGGGACUGGUAAAUCCACUAUGAUCGCAGCCAUGGCUAAUCUUUUGAACUACGAUAUCUAUGAUCUCGAAUUGACUUCCGUGAAAGAUAACACUGAGCUGAGAAAGCUACUGAUCGAGACAUCGAGCAGAUCCAUUAUUGUGAUCGAGGAUAUUGACUGUUCUCUUGAUCUAACCGGUCAAAGGAAGAAGAAAAAGGAAGAACAGGGAAGGGGAGAUGAGAAGGAUCCAAAGCUGAAGCUGCCAAAGGAAGAAACAGGUGGCAAACAGAGUCAGGUGACUCUCUCUGGGCUUUUGAAUUUUAUUGAUGGACUCUGGUCAGCUUGUAAAGGAGAAAGACUGGUUGUUUUCACAACUAAUUUCUUUGAGAAACUCGAUCCAGCUCUCAUCAGGAAAGGAAGGAUGGACAAGCACAUAGAAUUGUCCUAUUGUAGCUUUGAAGCAUUCAAGGUUUUGGCUAAGAAUUACCUUCGGCUUGAAACACACCACUUGUAUUCCAAGAUCCAAGAGUUGCUGGGAGAGACCAAAAUGACUCCCGCUGAAGUUGCGGAGCAUUUAAUGCCAAAGACUCUACCUGGAGACAGCAAGGUUUGCUUGGAGGGACUAAUAGCAGGGCUUGAGAAGGCAAAAGAGGACGCCAGAUUGAAAGCUGAAGAAGAAGCAAGAGAAAAGGAAACCGGAAACAGAAACCAAAUCAAAGAAAUCGAAAAGGAGGAGGAGGAGGAGGAGGAGGAGGAAGAAGAAGAAGAUGUUAUUUCAAGUAGGAGGACAAGGGACACGUCCCACCUUCUUCGAGAUGGCUGCUGCCCAACAACUCCCCGCCAGUCUCCGUGCUGCCCUUACCUACUCCAUUGGUAUGCUUCUUUUGCUGAAUCUCUAUAUGGAUUGCGAAGAAGGGCAGUGAAGAUAAGAGUAAAGAAGGAAGAUGCACGUCCAAAAUCAGGGGAUGGAAUUCAGCACUCUGGUUUAGAAAAGCACCAAAGAAUUCUUUCAGUUGUAUUUUUGGUUGUGUUGCCUUAUUUUAAGUCAAAAUUGCAUUCAAUAUAUAACAAAGAAAGGGAAGCCAGGCUCCAAGCAAGUUUGUGGGGAAAUGGCGAUGAAACAGUUGAAGAUGCUGAAUAUUUUAGUGGAGGGGAUGCUUCUCUUGUUUCUGGAGAAACAUUGGAUGCAGAAGCAACUAUUAGAGCACGUUUGACAAAGAAAAUUCAGAAAAUUGUAUUUAGUUGCUACCCAUGGCUGCAUGCUAGUAGUGAAGGAAUGUCAUUUGCAUAUCAGCUCUUAUAUUUGCUGGAUGCCACUGGGUUCUAUUCGUUUGGACUACAUGCACUUGGGAUUCAUGUUUGUCGAGCUACUGGGCAAGAGCUGAUGGACACUUCUUCUAGAAUUUCUAAGAUAAGAAGCAAUGAACGUGAUAGACUUCGUGGCCCCCCAUGGCUGAAGACAUUUCAAGGUGCAUUGCUGAGCUGUGCAUAUACAAUGCUUGACUAUGCACAAACUGGCUUAAUUGCAGCAGUGUUCAUCUUUAAAAUGAUGGAGUGGUGGUACCAAUCUGCUGAGGAGAGAAUGUCAGCUCCAACAGUGUACCCUCCACCCCCACCACCUCCACCCCCAAAGGUUGCCAAAGAGGGGAUUCCACUGCCACCUGAUAGAACAAUCUGCCCAUUGUGCUCCCAGAUGCGUGCAAAUCCUUCUGUUGUUACGAUCUCGGGAUUUGUUUUCUGUUAUGCUUGCAUAUUCAAAUACGUAUCUCAGUAUAACCGCUGCCCAGUCACAUUGAUGCCAGCAAACGUUGAUCAUAUAAGGAGGUUGUUCCAUGAUAUGUAGAGACCUAGAGAUGCUAUAGGAGAUAAUCCAUGUAUUUUUCACGAAAGAAUCGAUGAACAAGACAUAGAUGCAGACAGCCAUUACAAGCAGCAAAAUAAUGUACAAUUUGCACUCGUUUUGAACCCCGUUCAUUUCGACAGCAAUCCGUGUGACGUAGUCCUACCAGGACGGCACUUGACCCAUCAUAGAUGUCACCCAUUUAAAUUUGUACACUAACAAGUUUUUUUCCCAUUCUUUGUUUCUUUUUUACUCUGGACUUGUAUCUCAACAAUCUCGUGCUAAACAAGGUUCGAUUCUGCAUCUAUUGAUUAAUUUACAACCGUCUUGUUGGGCUUCA
Molecule: messenger RNA, 2970 nt
Organism: Populus trichocarpa (black cottonwood)
Lineage: Eukaryota; Viridiplantae; Streptophyta; Magnoliopsida; Malpighiales; Salicaceae
Product: peroxisome biogenesis protein 12-like
Exons: 10
Coding region: 84-2633 (849 amino acids)
Biological process (GO): protein import into peroxisome matrix; protein monoubiquitination
Cellular component (GO): peroxisomal membrane; peroxisomal importomer complex
Molecular function (GO): ubiquitin-protein transferase activity; zinc ion binding; ATP binding
Source: RefSeq, a predicted model, not a curated record